Molecule: messenger RNA, 1198 nt
Organism: Eupeodes corollae
Lineage: Eukaryota; Metazoa; Arthropoda; Insecta; Diptera; Syrphidae
Gene: Ak1
Product: adenylate kinase isoenzyme 1
Exons: 7
Coding region: 246-926 (226 amino acids)
Biological process (GO): nucleoside triphosphate biosynthetic process
Cellular component (GO): cytosol; cytoplasm
Molecular function (GO): ATP binding; AMP kinase activity
Source: RefSeq, a predicted model, not a curated record
UAAUUUCAGUGACUAUCUAAGCUCGUUUGGCUAAGGGCGGUUAAAAAGUUCAAUCCAAUCGAAGACACUGUAGUAUAAAGUGAAAGUCGCGGAUAAUUCCUGGCAAUUUAUUUAUUUCUACAACUAUCAACACUUUUAACAGUGCAUUUAGAAAAUACCGUUUUUGAAGAUAAAAACGCGGUCCUAAGUUGACGAAUUUAUAUUUUUUGAAUACAAGAAAGUCAAAUAAGAUCCCAUUAAUCAUCAUGCUAUUCAUGUGUCACCAAAUGGCCAUGAAGAAGGAAGCUGACGACAAACAAAAGGCUCUGGAAAUCAGACGAGCUCAAAUUGGUGUUGGCGUCCCAGUAAUUUGGAUUUUAGGAGGUCCAGGAUGUGGCAAGGGAACACAAUGUGAGAAAAUUGUUGCGAAAUACGAUUUUACACAUUUGAGCAGUGGAGACUUGUUGCGAGAGGAGGUAAAAUCUGGUUCUGAAAAGGGACAAGAGCUUGCUAAAGUAAUGAAAGAAGGAAAACUAGUAUCGAACAGUGAUGUUCUACUUUUGCUUUCAAAUGCCAUCAAGAAGUCCCUACCAACUGCCAAAGGCUUUCUUAUUGAUGGUUAUCCACGAGAGAAGGACCAGGGAGCUGCUUUUGAAAAAGAAAUUGCUCCAGCUGAUUUGAUCAUCUUUUUUGAUUGUGCUGAUCAAACUCUUGUCACACGUAUCAUGAAACGUGCAGCAGCUUCAUCUGAAGUUCGUGCUGACGACAACGAAGAAACAUUGAAAACAAGAAUUGCCACAUUCAGGACCAAUACAAAUGCCAUUCUUUCGCAAUACACCGACAAAACAUUAAUCCUUAAUGCUGAGCGUUCUGUGGAUGAAAUUUUCGCCGAUGUCACUAAAGCUCUUGAUGCUGUUGUCCAAAAGAAAGCCGCUCCAAUUGCGUAAUCAUGACUUUAAGAACUUUAAAGUAUGCUGCCCGCCUCAACUCAAAACACACAAAAAUACCAAAGAAAAAUACCAUCAAGUCCUUGCGAAGAUAAAUUUAAUGCAAAUAAAAAUAAAAAAAUUGCAAUAUAUAUAUUUCGCUAAAAUAUAUUUAAAUAAAUUUACUUUAUAUUUAUGUAAAUAAAAUUGCUUUAAUAUUCAAAUUAAAAUACUCAUUCAUAGAAAACACAAAUAAUUUGCUAAACACACAAAAAUUAAAUAUGAUAACAAUA